This is a messenger RNA of Maudiozyma barnettii, 714 nucleotides long. RefSeq names its product tRNA guanylyltransferase (gene THG1). Gene Ontology annotation, molecular function: magnesium ion binding; tRNA guanylyltransferase activity. The transcript has a single exon. Gene Ontology annotation, biological process: tRNA modification. The record is from RefSeq and is a predicted model, not a curated record. Lineage: Eukaryota; Fungi; Ascomycota; Saccharomycetes; Saccharomycetales; Saccharomycetaceae. The coding region runs from base 1 to 714 and encodes 237 amino acids.
AUGGCCAAUUCAAAGUUUGAAUACGUUAGACAAUUUGAGAGUCACGAUGUGUUACUACCUCAAACCUAUAUAGUGGUAAGAGUAGACGGUAAGAAGUUCCACGAAUUUUCCAAGUUUUAUGAUUUUGAUAAGCCUAAUGAUAUCAGGGCAUUGAAGUUGAUGAAUGCAAGUGCUAAGAAUGUGGUAUUAAAAUAUAAAAGUGAUAUGAUUCUUGCAUUUGGUGAGAGUGAUGAAUACUCCUUCAUUUUACGUAAAGAUAGUGUGCUGUUUAAUAGAAGAAGUGACAAGUUAGCUACCUUAUUUGGAUCAUUAUUUACCUCUAAUUAUGUAGCUCUAUGGCCUAAAUUUUUCACAGAUAGACCAUUGGAUUUAAAACAUUUACCAUAUUUUGAUGCUAGAUGUGUCCUGUAUCCUUCUCUUCCAAUUGUAAAAGAUUAUUUAAGUUGGAGAUUUGUGGAUACUCAUAUUAAUAAUUUAUACAAUACUGCAUUCUGGCAAUUAGUACUCAAAUGUGGAAUGACGGCUCAGGAGUCAGAGAACAGAUUAUCUGGUACAGUAAGCUCUGAAAAACAAGAAAUAUUGUUUACUGACUGUGGUAUUAAUUACAACAAUGAACCAGAAAUAUUCAAGAAAGGAUCCCUUAUAACUAAAAAAGGUGACAUUAUUCAUGUCGAUGUGAUCAAAGAAAUUGAUCAAUUAUUCGAAGGAUGUUAA